This is a messenger RNA of Panicum hallii, 1254 nucleotides long. Its product is annotated as manganese-dependent ADP-ribose/CDP-alcohol diphosphatase-like. Gene Ontology annotation, molecular function: manganese ion binding; CDP-glycerol diphosphatase activity; 2',3'-cyclic-nucleotide 2'-phosphodiesterase activity. NCBI's taxonomy places the organism in Eukaryota, Viridiplantae, Streptophyta, Magnoliopsida, Poales, Poaceae. The coding region runs from base 36 to 1091 and encodes 351 amino acids. The transcript has a single exon. The record is from RefSeq and is a predicted model, not a curated record.
GUUUUGCGCCUCCCCCAUCCUUGUCUGUCCAGUUGAUGAGGACAGCGUGCUCCGGCCGCUCCAUCAGCUGCGGCCGGCUCAUGCUGGCGCGGCCGAACGCCGGCGCCGUCCGGCCUUCGGCGUCGGCGACGGAGCCGCUCUUCUCCUUCGGCGUGAUCGCGGACGUGCAGUACGCCGACAUCCCGGACGGCCGGUCCUUCCUCGGCGUGCCGCGCUACUACCGCCACAGCCUCGCAGUCCUCCGGCGGGCGGUCCGGAGCUGGAACGCCCACGGGGGCGUCCGGUUCUGCGUCAACUUCGGCGACAUCGUGGACGGCUUCUGCCCGAGGGACCGGUCGCUGGCGGCCGUCCGCGCCGUGGUGCGCGAGUUCGACGGCUUCCGCGGCGGGCCGGCGUACCACAUGCUCGGCAACCACUGCCUGUACAACCUCCCCCGGAGCGAGCUCGUGUCGGAGCUGCGGAUGCCGUCGCCGCCGGGGCGCGCGUACUACGACUUCUCGCCGUGGCCCGGGUACCGGUUCGUGGUGCUGGACGCGUACGACUUCAGCGCCGUGGGGCGGGCGCGGGGCGACCCGGUGGCGGCGGCGGCGCGGCGGUUCCUGGAGGCGCGGAACCCGAACCGCGACAAGAACAGCCCGAGCGGGCUGGAGGGCGCGGCCCGGCGGUUCGUGAUGUUCAACGGCGGCGUGGGCAGCGCGCAGCUGCGGUGGCUGGACGGCGUCCUCCGCGGCGCGGCGGCGCGGCGGGAGAAGGCCGUGGUGUGCAGCCACCUGCCGGUGCACCCGGGCGCGGCGUCGCCCACGGGGCUCAUGUGGAACUAUGAGGAGGUGGCGGCCGUGGUGCGGCGGCACGGGGGGUGCGUCGUGGCGUGCCUCGCCGGGCACGACCACAAGGGCGGGUACGCCGUGGACGACCGCGGCGUGCACCACCGUACGCUGGAGGCCGCGCUCGAGUGCCCGCCGGGCACCGACGCCUUCGGCCGCGUCGAGGUCUACCCCGACCGUCUCCGGCUCGUCGGCUCCGACCGAAUGGCCAGCACGGAGAUGCUGCUCAACUCAUCAUCCAGUGACUCAGUGAGUAGUACCGGAUAGGGUGGUGAUUGAUACCUGCAUGAACCAGAUUACCAGACCAAUGCGCACACCACUGCAACGAAAAUGAUGAACAACUCGUGCAAUUGGCAGUACUGAUUGAUUGAAGAUUGUUCUGUACCACUUGAUGAAUGUUCUAAUCUUUCACACCUCCUAGAAUUCUGUA